GAGAAACACCAACUAGACAUAACAUGGACCCUCAGGACUGCAAAUGCGAAACAGGUGCUUCUUGCUCCUGUGGUACUACCUGCAGUUGCAGCAAUUGCAAGUGCACAUCAUGCAAGAAAAGCUGCUGUUCCUGCUGUCCAGCUGAAUGCAGCAAAUGCAGCCAGGGCUGCCACUGUGAAAAGGGAAGCAAGAAGUGCAGCUGCUGUAACUGAAGGGCUCUACGUCUGCAAUGGGACAUCUUUAUGGCACCUUCAUUUACUUACUCACAUGUGUUUUAGCAAUUGUUUUAUAACUGCAGUACUUUUAAAUGUAAUAAAAUGUUGCAUAGAUUCCAUUCUGGGGCUGUCUCCUCUCAAAGCAGACCCAGAGCAGUGGGCAGAGGACUAACUGUGAAAUUCACUUUGGGUGACAUUUGGGGUAAAUGAUUAAUUGUUGUCUUGGAGAUUCCAGGAACUGCUGCUAAAAUUUCUGCCAACAGCAGUAGAAACCGGCAAAUAUCAGUUUCUCAUUAUACAAAUCAAUGGCAUUGCUACAGAGAAAACAACCCUGUGGGGGGGAGGGGCAUACAGGUGACGCACACAAAAUCACAGGUCAUCCACGAUUUUAUGCACCAAGAUUUUUUUGCGCGCCCGCAAUUUCCCCUGGAGGUGGAAAUUCCAAAAUUCCAAAAUGUUUGCUUUGAUACCUCUAUAUUUCUUUGUUAAGCUUGUUGCAAUAAAAAAAAAAUGAUUUAAGAUUC
Molecule: messenger RNA, 739 nt
Organism: Xenopus laevis (African clawed frog)
Lineage: Eukaryota; Metazoa; Chordata; Amphibia; Anura; Pipidae
Gene: mt4.L
Product: metallothionein 4 L homeolog
Biological process (GO): cellular response to copper ion; detoxification of copper ion; cellular response to zinc ion
Cellular component (GO): nucleus; cytoplasm
Molecular function (GO): metal ion binding
Source: RefSeq, marked provisional